AUGUUCAUCAAAAAAAUAAUCGAAAGCAUAUUUAUUGCAAUUAUACUUCAACUCAUUGGAGUACAGGGUGCCGUUGAAAUCAUUAUAGAGGAUGUACUUUUUCCAACUUUUAGUAAAGAAUAUUUAACCGAGCCAGAUGUUUAUGUAGAUGUUAACAACCAAUUGUUUGCUAACUUUUCGAUAGUUAAACAAUUUCCACCGGAUGCUCAAGUUCACUUCGAAAUACUAGGAGCUUCGAUGGGUGAAUAUGUCAUAGAAACUGGAAUCGAAAUACAGAUGAGCUUGUGUGAAAUGAAAGAUGAACCUGUUAUACUGAAUCCUAUUCUUGGAAUGUUUGGAUUAAGUGUCUCCGAUUGUCCACAUCCUGUUGGUGUUUAUGGAAAUCAAAACAUUGAAAUACCAAUGGAAUUAUUGCCAGAUGAAUUUAUACCCAAUAAAUAUCUAGUAGUCGGCGAAUUUCUAAAUGAAGAGGAGAAAUUAUUAGUACUUAUGAUAUACAUUACUAUUCAUUAG
Messenger RNA from Cotesia congregata, 513 nucleotides. NCBI's taxonomy places the organism in Eukaryota, Metazoa, Arthropoda, Insecta, Hymenoptera, Braconidae. The record is from the annotation of a GenBank genome assembly.